AUGCUUGAGAUUGAGUCGCCGACAGCUACAACACACGACGAGACGAGCGCGAUGAGAUUAAGUCCGGAUCAAAAACAACAGUAUUUGAGAUCGUAUUAUGUAGUGACCGAAGCAUUAAUCCACGUCUUUGACCCGUCAGAACUCGAGACUCUCCUCAAUCUAGACGACGACACGGGCUAUUCUCCCUCUCCCAAUCUCUCACCUCUCAAACAAGCUUCAAUCGACCUAGUAAUCGCAAUCGGCGCUCAAUGCGAGUCCCUCUCCGCCGCGCGCACAAUAGGCCAAGCAUAUUUUCGCCGCGCUCGCAGCCAAGCAUUCGUCGGCUUCCUCGAAGAUCCAGACCUCGACAUGGUCCGCACAUUCCUCCUCAUGGCAUUCUUCAUGUUGGGCGAGUGCCGAAGAAACGCAGCGUUUAUGUAUCUCGGAGUCGCUGCAAAAGCUGCUCUCGCUCUGGGUCUGCAUAGCAGAGAGUCUUAUGCUGCGAAACCAGGACCGGAAGAUCAGGCAAAGUUGCGGGUAUGGAUGAGCGUGUGUAUCCUUGAUAAGCUUGUCAAUUCGCUUCUCGGCCGACCAUCCGCUUCUGCCCAGAUCCGAUCGAAUAGCAGUAGUAAAUUGGAUGACGUCGCGCAGAAGGGGGAUAGCAUUACGGAGCAUUUGAUGGCGUCCAACAGAGUCUCCACCAUCAUCAACGAUAUUACAGAUACAUUAUACGAUCAGAAGAAGGUCACGACUGCGAUUGUUGAGCAGUUCUUGCAAGACAUUGAGCGAUGGAAGCGAGAACUUCCUGCUUCCGUCAAGAUACCUUCGGCGGAUCCCAGUCCAGGGACAGUAACGCAACAACACGGAGCUAUCGCCAAGGUUUAUGUGUCGUGUUUGUACUAUCUUGCCGUUAUGCUGGUUUCAAGGCCGUUCUUGGUCUCGGCACUCACUUCCAAGGGUCUUGGAAAGGGAGCGCAUACUCAAUUGGCUGCGGCAUGUCUUGAUGCAGCGAUGUAUCUAUCGCAAACAUGUUCCGAAGCUCUCAAUGCCGGGCUAUUACAAGGAAACAUGUGUAUUAUGAAAGCUCUCGUCUUCGCGUCAGGACUAGUACUCGGUCUUGAGAUAUUCGCCAAAUACCCUGUUGAAUCAGACAUCACCAACGCUUUCGAAGGCGCCAAAGAUGUUCUCAGACAUCUAGCAACCCAAAGUCCACAAGCAGCACAUUAUCUCGACAUUUUGACAAAUCUAUCUGGCGCUAUUGACAAGCGACGAGCAAAUGAAGCAUCUAGCGGAAGAAGUCGCUAUGUCUCAAAGCUGUUUAGUCUGGAUGCACCGCCUGAGACGGCAGGGUCACAGUCUGCUCAGCAGAUGCUAGAUACAAUGUUUCCAUUUACAGAUGGUCAGCCUGGUCAGAUGAUGGAUGAUACGAUGCAGGAUUGGGUGUUUCAGCAGCCUGAUGGUGGUGAUUUUAGCUUGGACUGGGAGACGUUGAACGUGUCGUUAUGGGAUACGUAUCCAUUUUUAUCAUGA
Molecule: messenger RNA, 1509 nt
Organism: Fusarium musae
Lineage: Eukaryota; Fungi; Ascomycota; Sordariomycetes; Hypocreales; Nectriaceae
Exons: 4
Coding region: 1-1509 (502 amino acids)
Biological process (GO): DNA-templated transcription; positive regulation of transcription from RNA polymerase II promoter by galactose
Cellular component (GO): nucleus
Molecular function (GO): zinc ion binding; RNA polymerase II cis-regulatory region sequence-specific DNA binding; DNA-binding transcription factor activity, RNA polymerase II-specific
Source: RefSeq, a predicted model, not a curated record